UUCUCCACCGAUUAGUUCAUUUGAUUUAGUGAUUCAUUGUUUUCAGGUUAAGAUCAUCUUUUACCAUCUCCAAUCCAAGUUGUAAUCUGCUUCGAACCAAGAGCUCGUUCUCCCUCUGUCUUUUGCUGAAAAGUAGGUCACUGAAAGCUACAAGUCCACAACGAUGGUUCAAAUGUUGGAUUUCGAUCGAAAGAUUAUUUUAAAUGGAAGUCGUGCAGAAAUAUUAGGUUACAGAAGCACGCCAGCAAUAAUAAAUUCAGCUUCUGCCUCUGUUUCUGUCUUCACUGCGCCACUGAGCACAGCCAUGGUCGCGUCCUCUGCUACGCCUCUGUUUUUAGUAUUACUUCACUUGGGUCUCUUCAUCGCCGGCGCCACUGAAUUCCAUCUCGUUCAUCUCCGAGACCUCGCCGCCGCCGGGCACCACCACCGCCUUCCCAACCCGGCCAACAACGGUAAGCUUUCGCUGGACUUGCUUCACCGAGACGCGAUCUCCGGCCGCAACUUCUCUGAUCGGCGCCACCGCCUAGACCACCGCUUGCAACGAGACGCCCACCGCCUUGCCUUCCUCUAUCGACGUCUCGGAGGAUACCAUGUUGACGACUUCGGCUCGGAGGUGGUCUCCGGUCUUGAGCAGGGGAGCGGCGAGUUUUUUGUCCGGGUCGGCGUCGGCGUCCCGCCACGGGACCAGUACAUGGUGGUCGACUCCGGCAGCGACAUCGUGUGGAUCCAAUGCCGCCCCUGCGCGCAAUGCUACGCUCAGUCCGACCCGGUGUUCGACCCGGCAGAGUCAGCCUCCUUCGCGAGGGUCGCCUGCGGCUCCCCCAUCUGCGGCUUCCUCGUCUCCGGUGAAUCCGGCUGCUACGCCGGCGACUGCCGCUAUGAGGUGUCCUACAGCGACGGGUCCUACACGAGGGGCACCCUCGCCCUGGAGACGCUGACGUUCGGCAACGUCGCGGUGCGUGACGUGGCCAUCGGGUGUGGCCACAGUAACCGCGGCCUCUUCGUCGGCGCCGCCGGCUUGCUGGGGCUUGGCUGGGGGCCGAUGUCCUUCGUCGGCCAGCUCGGCGGCCAGGCUGGCGGCGCCUUCAGCUACUGCCUCGCCAGCCGUGGCGGCGGCGCCGCCGCCGGCGGGUCAUUAAUCUUCGGCCGGACGUCAGCCGUGCCGGUGGGGGCCGUUUGGGUCCCCCUAACCCGCAACCUCCGAGCGCCGAGCUUCUACUACGUUCGCCUCCUCGGCCUCGGCGUCGGCGGCUGGCGGCUGCCUGUGCGGGAGGACGUCUUCCGUCUCUCCGAAGAGGGCGAGGGCGGGGUCGUGAUGGACACCGGAACAGCAGUCACCCGCCUGCCGCCCACGGCCUACGCCGCGCUGCGGGACGCCUUCGCCAGCGCCACGGCGGGGCUACCACGGGCGCCGGCGACCUCAAUCUUCGACACGUGCUACGACCUGAGCGGGUACGAGAGCGUGCGGGUCCCGACCGUGUCCUUCUACUUCGCCGGGGGGGCGAUACUGACGCUGCCGGCGCGGAACUUCCUGAUCCCAGUGGACGACGCCGGGAGGUUCUGCUUCGCCUUCGCGCCGUCGACGUCGGGGCUGUCGAUCAUGGGAAACAUACAGCAGGAGGGAAUCCAGAUCACCUUCGACGCCGCAAACGGCUUCGUGGGCUUCGGACCAAACACGUGCUAAACACUACUUUCAGAACGUCUUCGAAUCAAUCGCAAUGAACAUUGUAGAUACAUCACGAGUUCUUCCGAGAUCACUGAAUUAUGGUUUUUGGCAGAA
Molecule: messenger RNA, 1780 nt
Organism: Zingiber officinale
Lineage: Eukaryota; Viridiplantae; Streptophyta; Magnoliopsida; Zingiberales; Zingiberaceae
Product: protein ASPARTIC PROTEASE IN GUARD CELL 2-like
Exons: 1
Coding region: 164-1684 (506 amino acids)
Biological process (GO): proteolysis
Molecular function (GO): aspartic-type endopeptidase activity
Source: RefSeq, a predicted model, not a curated record